Messenger RNA from Melampsora larici-populina 98AG31, 681 nucleotides. RefSeq lists its product as uncharacterized. The record is from RefSeq and is a predicted model, not a curated record. Lineage: Eukaryota; Fungi; Basidiomycota; Pucciniomycetes; Pucciniales; Melampsoraceae. Gene Ontology annotation, cellular component: nucleus. The transcript is spliced from 7 exons. Gene Ontology annotation, molecular function: transcription coactivator activity. The coding region runs from base 1 to 681 and encodes 226 amino acids. Gene Ontology annotation, biological process: transcription by RNA polymerase II.
AUGGCAAAGGGCGGAGGUAAAGGUGCUUCGGCAAAGGCAGCUAAAUCUGCUCACGAAGCCGAAGUGAACACGAAGAAAAAAGAAGCAGCAGAAGCAGCAGAAGCGGAGAAAUGGAGUGAUGGCGCUAAAGGAAAGGCCGGUAAAGAGGAGAAGGCCGCGAAGGCUGCUGCAGCCAAGGCUGCCAAAGCUGAAAGAGACCGUAUUGCUGAGGAAGAAGCAGCAAGCAUCGCUCGAAGCGCUCCAAAGCCAAAGGCUGCUCCAUCCAAGUCUUCUAAACCAAAAGCUACUUCACCUAAAUCAACUGCGUCGAUCCCAAGCGAGGUUCCAGAGUACGAAGCGCGCGGUAUUGACAAUAUCUUGGCCUUGUCAGAAGUAGUCCUCGAAAGAAACGACAAGGCAAGUUUAGGCGCAAAAGCUGCUAUAAGUGUCGAUGCGCAUCCCGAAAGAAGAUUCAAAGCGGCUUUUGAGGCUUACAAAGAGACAGAAUUGCCCAUCGCUAGAAAGGAGCAUCCGGGAUUGAGACUUCAGCAAUACCAUGAUUUGCUCUACAAGCAAUUUCAAAAGCACCCUGAUAAUCCUUUCAAUCAGACUGUGGUUUCUUACGAUGCCACCAAGGAGGACAAAGUUGCGGCUUUGAAGUCUAAACGUAAAGAGGUCGAAGAAGGCUUUGCGAAGAAUUGA